This is a messenger RNA of Leopardus geoffroyi (Geoffroy's cat), 6190 nucleotides long. RefSeq names its product solute carrier family 6 member 5 (gene SLC6A5). Bases 289 to 2706 code for a protein of 805 amino acids. The record is from RefSeq and is a predicted model, not a curated record. Gene Ontology annotation, cellular component: membrane. Gene Ontology annotation, molecular function: glycine:sodium symporter activity. Gene Ontology annotation, biological process: glycine import across plasma membrane; synaptic transmission, glycinergic; sodium ion transmembrane transport. NCBI's taxonomy places the organism in Eukaryota, Metazoa, Chordata, Mammalia, Carnivora, Felidae. The transcript has 16 exons.
CAGACCCAUAUGAGUCACGCCGAACACGCAGCCCCCUCCUGCCCGAGGGACAACUGGCCAGCGUACUCUCUGCUGUUGUCCCUUUAAAACUCGAAUCCAAGGGGGUAAUGAUUUAUCAAACUUGUAUUAUCAAGAAAAUGUCAAACGAAGGGCACCUUGCUUUGCACUGACGCAAACCUGGCCUUUCCCAAGGAGAUAUAGAAAGCGCCUCUCUUGUUGGAGUCAAACCCAGUCUUCUCAAUAGCUGGUUUCACUCUCUGCCCGUUCAAUCUGUUGCCCGUGUCAGACAUGGAUUGCGGUGCUCCCAAGGAAAUGAAUAAACAACCAGCCAACAGCCUGGGGGCGGCGAUGGCGCUGGGCCACCAUGCUGGCCCGUGCGCGCCCAGGACGAGCCCGGAGCAGGAGCUUCCCGCCGCCGCCGCCGCCGCCGCUGCCGCCGCCGCCGUGGCGCCGACGCCGCGUGUGCCCAGGUCCGCUUCCACCGGCGCCCAAACUUUCCAGUCCCCUGACGCGCGAGCCUGUGAGGCGGAGCGGCAGGGAGUGGGGGCUUGCAAACUCAGUAGCCCGCGGGCGCCUGCGGCCUCGGCAGCUCUGAGGGACUUGAGCGAGGCGCGCGGCGCGCAGGCCGCAGCUCCUUCUGGGGCCCCCGGGCCCGGCAACGCUCUGCAUUGUAAGAUUCCGGCCCUGCGCGGCCCCGAGGGGGAUGCUAACGUGAGUGUGGGCAAGGGCACCCUGGAGCGGAACAAUACCCCGGCCAUGGGCUGGGUGAAUAUGAGCCAGAGCACCGUGGUGCUGGGCACGGAUGGAAUCACGUCCGUGCUCCCGGGCAGCGUGGCCACCGCUGCCGCCCAGGAGGACGAGCAAGGGGAUGAGAAUAAGGCCCGAGGGAACUGGUCCAGCAAACUGGACUUCAUCCUGUCCAUGGUGGGGUACGCAGUGGGGCUGGGCAAUGUCUGGAGGUUUCCCUACCUGGCCUUCCAGAACGGGGGAGGUGCCUUCCUCAUCCCUUACCUGAUGAUGCUGGCUCUGGCUGGGUUACCCAUCUUCUUCCUAGAAGUGUCACUGGGCCAGUUUGCCAGCCAGGGGCCAGUGUCUGUGUGGAAGGCCAUCCCGGCCCUACAAGGCUGUGGCAUCGCAAUGCUGAUCAUCUCCGUCUUAAUAGCCAUAUACUACAAUGUGAUUAUUUGCUACACACUUUUCUACCUGUUUGCCUCCUUUGUGUCUGUGCUGCCCUGGGGCUCCUGCAACAACCCUUGGAACACGCCAGAAUGCAAAGAUAAAACCAAACUUUUAUUAGAUUCCUGUGUCAUCAGUGACCAUCCCAAAAUACAGAUCAAGAACUCCACUUUCUGCAUGACUGCCUAUCCCAACUUGACAAUGGUUAACUUCACCAGCCAGGCCAAUAAGACGUUUGUCAGUGGAAGUGAAGAAUACUUCAAGUACUUUGUGCUGAAGAUUUCUGCUGGAAUUGAAUAUCCUGGGGAGAUCAGGUGGCCACUAGCCUUCUGCCUCUUCCUGGCUUGGGUGAUUGUGUAUGCGUCCCUGGCAAAAGGAAUCAAGACUUCAGGAAAAGUGGUGUACUUCACGGCCACGUUCCCGUAUGUCGUGCUUGUGAUCCUCCUCAUCCGAGGAGUCACCCUGCCUGGAGCUGGCGCUGGGAUUUGGUACUUCAUCACACCUAAGUGGGAGAAACUCACGGAUGCCACGGUAUGGAAGGAUGCUGCCACUCAGAUUUUCUUCUCUUUGUCUGCUGCAUGGGGAGGCCUGAUCACUCUCUCUUCUUACAACAAAUUCCACAACAACUGCUACAGGGACACUCUCAUUGUAACCUGCACCAACAGUGCCACGAGCAUCUUUGCUGGGUUUGUCAUCUUCUCGGUUAUUGGCUUCAUGGCCAACGAACGCAAGGUCAACAUUGAGAACGUGGCGGACCAAGGACCAGGCAUUGCAUUUGUGGUUUACCCAGAAGCCUUAACCAGGCUGCCCCUCUCUCCAUUCUGGGCCAUCAUCUUUUUCCUGAUGCUCCUCACUCUUGGACUUGACACUAUGUUUGCCACCAUCGAGACGAUCGUGACCUCCAUCUCAGAUGAGUUCCCCAAGUACCUGCGCACACACAAGCCGGUCUUCACUCUGGGCUGCUGCAUUUGUUUCUUCAUCAUGGGCUUCCCGAUGAUCACUCAGGGCGGAAUUUACAUGUUUCAGCUUGUGGACACGUAUGCCGCGUCCUACGCCCUCGUCAUCAUUGCCAUUUUUGAGCUUGUGGGGAUCUCCUACGUGUACGGCUUGCAAAGAUUCUGUGAAGAUAUAGAAAUGAUGAUUGGAUUCCAGCCAAACAUUUUCUGGAAAGUCUGCUGGGCGUUUGUAACUCCAACCAUUUUAACGUUUAUCCUUUGCUUCAGCUUUUACCAGUGGGAGCCCAUGACCUAUGGCUCUUAUCGCUACCCUAACUGGUCCAUGGUGCUCGGAUGGCUGAUGCUCGCCUGUUCGGUUAUCUGGAUUCCAAUUAUGUUUGUGAUAAAAAUGCAUCUGGCCCCUGGCAGAUUUAUUGAGAGGCUGAAGUUGGUGUGCUCGCCACAGCCGGACUGGGGCCCGUUCUUAGCUCAGCACCGUGGGGAGCGUUACAAGAACAUGAUCGACCCUUUGGGAACCUCUUCCCUGGGACUCAAACUGCCAGUGAAGGAUUUGGAACUGGGUACCCAGUGCUAGUCCAAUGGCAUGGGAUGGCCCAGACUUGAUCCUGUUUUUCCUCUCUGCCUCCCCUAAGGUUUUCCCCGGCUUUCUUCCCAUUUUCUUCUUUCUCCUCACGUCUUGGUUCAUGUCCAUGCAUGAGAAUGGUUAUAUAGAAAAGUAGGACACGGUGUCGCAUGCUGUAGUGAGGAGCUAGACAGACCACUUGAGGCGCUUUGCCUGUGUCCAUGGCGUCAGUUUCCAGAGGGGUUGGAAGCUCAGGCUUUACCAGGCAGGAGUGGAUCAACUAGGUGAGUGGGCACUUUCCGGUGAAGUCACGAGUAGGUACGCGAGACCCGGUCGGGCGGGGGUAUCCACUGUGUGUUGUCCUUGGUGGUGCCACGGAGGCUUAUAUAAAAUGGCAGAAUUACAAGACUGUUGUUUGGGCUCCAUAGUGUUGCUGAGCUGAGCAAUGUAGUGAUUUCAUUCAGAUGCAGGAAGUUUAGGAGGGUAUAUUUAGAUGGUCGGCAGGGGUCUGAAAAUGGUUUAGGAUAAGACAGACCAGUGGAUGCAGACACCGCUGGGGUGUCCAAUUGUAGAUUUCCAUUUACAAUUGGGGAUCUGUUUUCCCUCAUUUGGGCCAACGGUCUCAAGUGUGCCAAGAACUCAGAGACUUGUCUCUGCACACUGUGAAUCUCAGUGGAGAGUUUUCUUCCUUCACUUGUCUUCUGCUUUUUCUUUUUUCUGAAGUAACUAUAUUUGUGAAUUCUCUUCAUCAUUUCCUCCGCCUGUGCACAAGGAGCCAUCCUGUAAUUUGCCUCCGUAUGGUCAUAGCAGAUCUCCAUUCUAGUUUCUACAUGACAUUUAACGCCGUGGUUCAGUGUCACAAUCCCAUGUUUCUUCUCCUCAAAAUGUCUUUCUAUGAGCUGUAGAUCCCUGGUCUUCCAACCUCGGGGAAAACAAGACUUACCCGUUUGUGUCCAUAUAUUUUCUAUAUAUAAGACAUAACCUCCUACAAGACAGAACACUUCUCAAUUUUUACUCUUUUUCAUUCACAGUAAAUGCCAACUGUGGUCAUAGAGAUAUCAAAGAAACGGAGAGUUUAGUUGAAAGCAACCAUGAUAGUCUAUGUGCUGGUAGUACAUUUUAGGUCACUGUAUUUACAGAAAUUUCUGGUAAAUACAGCUUAGGUAAGUAGCAAGUGAGCCAGUUAAGACUAUAGCUUUUAAGACUACAUUUAGCCGAUUCAAUUUUAAGACUUCCCAAUUCACAUUACUCAUAACUGUGCUCUAAUGAGAGCGAAUCAUAUGUCUGCAGAGAUUGGCGAAGCCGUGACCUUUAUUAUCUUCUUGUAUCCUGAACAUGCAUAUAUGAGAUUUUUAAAUGUGAUAUGUGUUCAUGUAGUCUGUAUGCUUAGUGGUGAUUUCUGUCCUUAUAAAUAUCUUAAGAAUCACUGUAGAGAUGGUGAGUUUAGAAUAGUGUAGUCUGGAUUUUUUUUUUUCCUUACAGUAAUAAUAUCUGAACCUAAAAUUGUUUUCUUUAGGGGAUACCAUCUCAAUCACUUUCUUCUUUGUCGUCACGUUACAGGGUCUCAGGCAAAGUUUUCAGUUUAAAUCUUGUAUAUUGAUGUGACAUUUUCAUCCCGUUCAACAGCAGUGAACCCUAACAAAAGACCUUAAUGUAACAUGUUUUUACUUUAAAUGACUUCAUUGGUUUAAAAAGAGGUCUCAACUCAUUUUACCGAGCUCUUCUUUUUCUAGGGCAAAUAUCAUUGUCAUUUGCCAACACUGACGUGAUUUUCCCGUUUUUGAGAACUGCCUGUGGAAACUUUAGAAAAGGAAACGGAGUCUACGGCCAUACCACCCUGAACGCGCCCGAUCUCGUCUGAUCUCGGAAGCUAAGCAGGGUCGGGCCUGGUUAGUACUUGGAUGGGAGAAAAGGAAACAGAGAUGGGUUUUGAACUGUAGGUUUUCAUCUCUUUUGUCUGCAGUGCCUGUUUGUUCUUCCCCUCUUUGUUCUCCUUUUCUGCCUAUUUCCCAAAGCUAGAACUUACUAGAAUCUAUCACAGAGACUAAACUGAGCUUCCCCUAGACACAGUGUUAGGAACCUGAGCUGCGGCCUCAAAUGCCCCCAUGUUUCCCAUAGUGACUUGUCUGCCAUGAACACUGGUCUCCCCAAGAAAGCCAUAUUGAUGAGAGCCCCCCUUACUGUAGCAGAUUUCACAUAGUGGUACCGAAAAUUAGCAUCUCCAGGUGAUAACUGGUGGAGCUGGAGAGGCAGGGAGGAAAAACUUAGGUUUGGAAAUUAUCUCUAGCUUUUCCAAUUUGAAGCCUGAAGAAAAGAGCCAAAAUCAAUUAGCAUUCUCUCACGGGACUGGUGUGUUUGUGUCAGGGCGAAUAAUUUUGGCUUCCCUCUCUCGCCUCUUGGCUAAAACUGGAGUCCAAUGCUGGAUGCCAACCCCAUUUCUGCUGAUUAUUGCUGUCGUGAUUAAAAGAAGUGGGGGGGGGUACCCGACGGCUGCUGCCAGGUUUGUCUCAUAUGAACUUGAACUGCAAGUUGACUUGUGAGGGCAGGGGCCUCCUUGCUAGCUACAUUCUGCUGUGAAUGUUACAGUUGGAGGCAGCUACAUUUGUGUUUGUCCAGAUUUGUCCAGGCUGAGACCCAGUAGCUGUUCCCUGAACAGCCAGAGUGUUUUUCCUUUCCCUACAAUUGCCAAUUUUCAUGUAAAAUUUGCUGAAAGGUGAAAGGUUCCGAACUUAUCUGGAAACGGUGACUUUGUAAACUCUGUUUUUACCCAUUUCUCUAGCCAUGUUCAACUUUGAGGCUUUCCCUGGCAGACAGGUGUUCAGCAUCCAAGCUGAUUCGUCAUCAUGUAUCAACCUUUGCCACAUUUCCCCCGCACACUUGGCUGGGAUGCUAACCAGGUGGAUGUUUCCAUGCUAUGUGUUUUCUUCCACAGUCAAUUGGAUGAGAAAAAAAUGAAUGAGUAAGAAAAUGAAGGGCAUUGUCAAAAAUGGCUCCUUGAGCAUUCCCCUUCAAACUGAGUUAAAAACCAAGUUGCUGAGGAAAAAUUUUCGUUGGUUUUUACUGGGCAGAAUGGUGAGGUAUUUUCCACUUGUGAGAUAAUUUCCUAACACCGACAAAUGCCAGAAAUCCAUUCAGAGAAAAACAAAAGCCAUAUGUUAAAAGCAGUAACCUUGUAAUAUCCUUAAAGGAGAAAAAAAAAUGUAUAUUUCUUAACUGUUGGUGUUGUGGCUUCUUAUGCAAAUAUUUGUCUUGCGUAUUAGUAACUUUUAGUCUCUUUAGGGCUGUGUGUUUGUCAUGUACAGAUGUGUCCAGUCUGGUUUUAUUUUGUUUGUUUCUUUUAUAUUCAUUUGUUGCAUGAAAGUUGUGGUCAGUGCAAAAUCUCGAUCUCAACGUCUUUGAAAUUUCCCAUGUGUUUUUAAUGUGUAAGAAAUGUAACUUGUACUUCAGUGAGCAGCACUUUAAAAAUAAUUUAAUACAAUGAUCUUUAAAUGGCUAA